GUAAUUACAAAAAGUCCCUAGUUCUGGAAGAUGUAAAAUGGCUGCUAUCCGAUAGCUGUCAAGCUCGCGAAAUGUCAAGUCUUGUUAAUUUUGGACGAUAUCGCCUUUAAAGAGUGAAGUAUUUGAAAAGCGCUUUGAAAUGAACACGUAUGAUAGAGGAGCACCAGGCAUAUCUGGCAAUGCUUUCGACCGAUGGGUUCAAAGAUCUGAAUUCCCUGAUGAUUCUCCAAUCACAAAAAUGCAACACCAAUUUUGGGUCACCAAGCAAACCCUGUCUCGUAAGCUGGGCAAAAAGGAGGAUGACUGUAUAGUAUCGUCAGAUGCAGAACUGGAUGCUAAACUAGAACUCUUUCGAAGUAUCCAAGAAUCCUGUCUUUACUUACAAAAAAUCAUUGAUAAAUACCAAGAAAGAUUAUGCAAUUUGGCCCAAGAGGAAAAUGCAAUGGGUCGUUUCCUAAAAGAAGCUGGAAAGCAGGAUAAAACAAGAGCUGGGAAAAUGAUGUCAGCAGUCGGAAAAUCCCUAUCUUAUUCCGGUCAACAACGUCUAGCAUUGCGAGCCCCAUUAGUUAGGCUUUAUCAGGAAGUGGAAACGUUCAGGCAACGAGCUAUUGAAGAUACUUUGCAAAAUGUACAGGCUAUGGAAAAAGCCAGAACUGAAUAUCGUGCUGCUCUAUCGUGGAUGAAGAACAUAUCCCAGGAACUAGAUCCUGACACCUCUAAACAGUUAGAACGAUUUCGAAAGGUGCAGACUCGUGUUCGCAGAGGAAAAGUUGCCUUCGAUAAUUUGACUCUUGACUGCCUCCAAAAAGUGGACUUACUAGCUGCAGCCCGAUGUAAUAUGUUCAGCCAUGCUCUUGUCCUCUAUCAAAGUACAUUGCUUAACUUUACUAAGAAAUCUGCUCAGGCUUAUUUAACGAUAGCAAACAGCUUCAAAGGCUAUCAACACUAUGACUUUAUGGUUGUGCGAGAACUCGCAGAAUCUUCCUGUAAAUUAGCUCAGGAAACUGGCAGCAGUGAAGAUCCUGAGGACAAAGACAAGCUUCUUUUCUUUGACGCAGACUAUCAUGACAAUGUCGACGAAGCCCAGGAAGUAAAACCAACUGACGAAUUCCCAGCAGUAGAAAGUAACACAGCAGAUGUGAAGCUUUUGGACAUUGGAAAUGAUACAGAGGAUAUCCUGGGUUUAGACGGUCUUGAUCUUAGCAUGACAAGCACCAGUAACGAUACCAAAGUACAAAACAUACUGAGUUCUUCUCGCAGCGCGGAAUUAAGCGAUCUGUUUGGAAACCUAAUGUCUGAGGGUACCCUUAAUGGCAAGAUAUCCAGCCAUGAAACUCCUUCAAGUGGACAACUGCAGCUGGACAAAAGCUUAGCCGAACUCGACUUGGCAAUGGAUUCCUUUGGCACUGGUGGUACUGGCUUAGACUUUAUCAACCCCCCAUCCUUAGCACGACAGACAUCACAAGAACAAACACAGCAACCACUUCAACUAUUCACUUCUGAGAGCGUAGCAUUAUUAGAUGAUAUCCUUAAUAGUAGCACGAAUAGCAACACCGACUGGGAUACCUUAACUGGCGAUACUUUUUUGCCACCUGGUAUACUUAAGCAAAGCCUUGGAGAUGCUGCGCUUGGUACAAUUCAAAAACACUUUCAUGCUACAAGCAGUGAUGACAAAACGAAGAAUAAGGGUGAUCGUCAAGUUGGUAAUUCAUGGCUUGAUCUAUUCGCUGAAUUAGAUCCACUAGCGAAUAAUCCAAUGGAACGUCUCUCAAAUGACUGCAAUGCUCCAGCAUAACGAAAAGAAGAUAUGCUGCAGAUAAGUGAACUACCAUAGGUACUUAUGGCAUAUUUAGUUUAUACAUGACCUUAAUAGCAAAGAUACGAUUACAUUACCACGAUUUUAAUUUCAAAACGGUCAUAGACCAGUCAUUUAAUCAGAUAGAAUCUUUUACUAAAAAAAAAGGAUUUCAAAUCCGAAUGAUGUAGAAUCUCCAUGUACCGAUAACUUGCAAAUCGUCCAAGGGAUUUACAUUAUCCCAUAUUUAUAUUUGACAUUCCAAAUACAUAGACAUUAAGUAUUAUCAGGAGGCCUCGUGGAUUGUCCUUGAAUAUUAUUGGGUCUGAAACGGUUUAUAACCUAUCAAAUACUUUUUACUAAAGAUUACAAGGUAAAAUGAAGCUCUGUACUUUCAUCACUUUACUAGUCACAGAUUUAACACUCCAUUUCUUUUUGUUUAUAAUGGAAAAACCAAAGAUUUUUUCCCCUCUCUUUUUAAACAAAUAUCCUCAAAUAACAUUCCAUACUAGACACAAUAAUCAGAUAUAGUUUAAAGCUGCAGCGGCAUUUUUUAAUUGGAUUUACCACGUCGAGUGUGUCUACGUGUAAAGUUUACUAUAUGAGGUUAUAAUAAAAAAUACACCAAAACGGUGCAAUGGUA
Cephus cinctus (wheat stem sawfly) is the source of this 2438-nucleotide messenger RNA. RefSeq names its product islet cell autoantigen 1 (gene ICA69). Gene Ontology annotation, molecular function: protein domain specific binding. The transcript has 4 exons. Lineage: Eukaryota; Metazoa; Arthropoda; Insecta; Hymenoptera; Cephidae. Gene Ontology annotation, biological process: regulation of transport. The record is from RefSeq and is a predicted model, not a curated record. Bases 140 to 1795 code for a protein of 551 amino acids. Gene Ontology annotation, cellular component: Golgi apparatus.